Molecule: messenger RNA, 3213 nt
Organism: Trichoplusia ni (cabbage looper)
Lineage: Eukaryota; Metazoa; Arthropoda; Insecta; Lepidoptera; Noctuidae
Product: cytosolic carboxypeptidase 1-like
Exons: 20
Coding region: 194-3079 (961 amino acids)
Biological process (GO): C-terminal protein deglutamylation; protein side chain deglutamylation
Source: RefSeq, a predicted model, not a curated record
GCAGUUACGUAUCAAUAAUGUCAAUGAAAAGCAAAAGGCUCCCACAUUUUAAAGGUUAUAAACUGACAAAAAUUCCCAAUCUGCUUCAAAAACUUUAAAAGAUAAUUUAAAUCAGAAAUGAAAUGGAAUAUUACUAUAAAAAAGUUAGCACUGAUACAUAAUCAAUACCAAAGUUUUCUGUUAUGAAUGAGAAAUGUCAGCAACCGAAUCUUCAGCACAAACACAGGAUAUCGUCAAACCCAAAAGAAAGUCAUUUCGCAUGGCGGACGAAGCGGCGGCCGACUGUCUGUUCGAGCGGCUGCGGCAGCACCAGCAGCGCGCGCCUGAUUCCACUGAGGUGGCGCGCGCUAUCACCGCGAGGAUCAACUCGCGGCUCACGUCACACGACAAACAUGUCCGCCAAAGUACACUGGAUAAACUAUGGAACAAACAGUCGGGAGCCAUACAAAUGCUACUUGCUAUAUUGGAAAGCUCCAGAGACACAGCUACUGCCACAUAUAUAACAUCAAUAUUAAGGGAAGUUUUGUGUUUGAAACAAGGGAAAGGAAAAAAAUGUUCAGUUCCCAUUGAGACAUCGGGUAUCAAGAAGAAAGAAACGAAAAAGUCAGGCAAAGAAAAUAAAGUGCCUGCAGUUAAAAAGGCGAACAACCUCGCGAGGCAGCAGUGCUCACAGCACUUCAUAUCGAUAAACGGCACGCAGGUGGUGAUCCGCACGAUGCUAACAACGCACAGCAAAAGAGACGGCAACGUCGGCACCGAGCUGAUGCUGCAGGACCUCGUGUGGAUCCUCGCCUCGCUAGCGCCGAGAGAUCCAAAAUUCGCCAUGAAAGUGAGGAUGCUUGGAUGCGUCAGAACAAUGCAUCUCAUAUUGAAGGGACAUUUUACGGAUAAUAAACUAAUAUUUCCCUUGCUUGUUAUAAUGAAGCAGUUGGCAAAGAAUGUGGUUACUACCUCAAUUUUGAUCCGUGAUGGUGUAAUUGCAACUUACGAGCGUGUUUUGGUCAGCCUCGGAUUCAUCCCGACGGCAAGAUUGCGGCUAUGCCUGGACGCCAUUGACUAUUUCAGUAAAAAUAAGGUGUGCUGCAUGCAGAUCGUGAAGACAGGCCUCUGUAGCGUGCUCCUCAGGGUGUUCGACCGGUGGGACCGCUACGAGGGACGCAUGAGGCUCAAGAUAUGCGCACACAUCCUUCAGACUCUGCAACACCUAUGCAACAUCAAAGCCGGCCGACGAGCUUUGUGCACGAAGAAACAUGUGCAGACACUUCACAGGUUCUGCUCGCAAUGUCCAGAUGAACCAGAAUUCGAUGGACUAUUAGCAAGAGUAUGUUCUGUGAUAACGUUAUGCUUGAAACACCAAGCCCUACCAGUGCCAGUGUCCAGUCCUGCAUCAUUUAAUCUCAAUCCCAUACUAAAAGGCACAAAUGCAUCGUGGCCCUGUCAUGAAGAUGAAGAAGAUGCAGCGAAUUCAGAUUCCAAGACGGUCAACUCAGAUCUAGAUGACGACGGUCCUGAUACUGAUAUAGAAGGCAUUGAUGAAUUCCCAGACAUUGAGUUUGAUGACAAUGAUCUUAAAACCGAAAGUGUUGAAGAUACUGAAAAAACACAACACAUAAAAAGUGGUGACAGUUCACAAAGUACACUUUGGAUCAAUCCAAAUGAGAGAGAAAUAGAAGACUUAAAAAAAUAUUUUAUUUACUUUAAAGAGUUUGGUUCGUACAAUAAGCAAAUAAGGCUUGUUAAAAGUCGGUCUAACUCACGUGGUUCAAUAUUAGAAGACUUUCUGUUUUCGACGUCUACUGGUAACAGGAGCGUGCCUUCUAACUUGAACUUGUCCCUUACUGGCGUUUUAGGCAAUACUGACUAUGAAAACGUGAUGGGACCAUCUCAAUCACCCUCGUUUUUGCAGUAUCAUAAAAUACACGAGAGUACCUCUUCAACUUCGAAUUCAUCUCUAAAAAUUCAUAAAGACAUUUCUAAAUAUAGCACUUUCGCAAAUGUUUACUGCACGAUAUCGACCAGAGUGCGAAGUGUAAUACCGUUUGUGAAAGUGGCGUACCCUGAUAUGAUGGGGGGCCAGGGCUUUAACCAGCCCGAGCCCUUGAACAAGAUGGAGCGAAGUGCGUGCAGAAUGAAAUUGCUGUCAUGUGUUGACAGGGCGAUAAACCCUGAAGCAUACAUGAACGAGACAGUUUAUGAUUUAGAUCAACUAUGUCAGUCCGCUGUGACCCCAGAUCCGAAUGCUCAAAAAAGUUUCAGUGCGGAAAACAUAUGCCUAAGCAACACCGAUGAGCAAGAGAUCACUAAAGUCAACAGUUUCUCGUCCAGAUUAAGUUUUGAAUCGAGAUUCGAAUCAGGAAACCUGAGGAAAGUCAUUCAGGUAGGUCCGAGAGAGUACGAGCUGAUUCUCAUGCCGGACGUGAACUCGACGAAGCGUCAUCAGUGGUUUUACUUCGAGGUCCGUAACAUGCAACAGGGCCGUCCCUACGUCUUCAACAUUGUCAACUGUGAGAAGUCUGACAGCCAGUUCAACUUUGGCAUGAAGCCUGUUAUUUAUUCAGUGAAAGAAGCUGUUAUGGGACGACCAGGUUGGAUGAGGGCUGGUUCGGACAUCUGUUACUACCGCAACAGCUAUCACUACGCGAACCAGAAGAACCACAACAAGUGCUACCUGACUGUGACUUUCAACAUCGAGUUUCCGCACACCAACGACGUCGUCUACAUAGCCUACCACUUCCCAUUCACUUAUUCUAUGAUGAUGACCCGCAUAUGGCAGUGGAGUUUGCAGAUGCCCACAGGAUCGUAUCUCCGCGCGGAGCCUCUCUGCUAUUCCCUCAACAACAACGAGGUCCCGUUGCUUACGGUGUCCGCCGAAGACACGCCUUCCAAUCCCAUAGUGGAUCGUGAGAUCGUGUUCCUGACGGCCCGCGUGCACCCCGGCGAGAGCAACGCGUCCUGGGUCAUGGACGGGACGCUGGGCUGUCUGCUCGGCGGGUCCAUAGCCGCGGCCGCGCUCAGGGCUAAAUACGUCUUCAAGAUCGUUCCUAUGCUGAACGUGGAGGGCGUCAUCAAUGGCUGGUGAGUACUUGUCUAUUGUGAUUUGUGUGGGUUUUGAAUGGAAUCGGAUUGGUUGCUGUAAUUUGUAUUGGCAUUGAGAACGCUACGUUAUUGGCUAGCCGUUCUUGAUGAGUGUAUAACAGAUUUUUUGUUUUCAUG